Molecule: messenger RNA, 2076 nt
Organism: Plodia interpunctella (Indianmeal moth)
Lineage: Eukaryota; Metazoa; Arthropoda; Insecta; Lepidoptera; Pyralidae
Gene: Srp54
Product: Splicing regulatory protein 54
Exons: 4
Coding region: 171-1949 (592 amino acids)
Biological process (GO): mRNA splicing, via spliceosome
Cellular component (GO): U2 snRNP; catalytic step 2 spliceosome; precatalytic spliceosome
Molecular function (GO): RNA binding
Source: RefSeq, a predicted model, not a curated record
CAUUGUCAUUCCUCAAAACCAAGCAAGUGUGAGGCGGCGUGUGUGCGCGUUUAUUUUUUAUGUAAUUUCUGAAAUAUUUCUAGUAUUUCCAGAUUUGAUCCAACAUGUAGAAACUAAACUCAAAAUAUAAAGUGAUAGUUUUAAUAUAUAGUGUUUAAAAAUCAUUCUUCAUGUGUAAGUCUUCGAAAAUGGUUUCGGGGAGUACGAGGGUGAUACAGGUCACCAACAUCGCGCCCCAGGCGACAAAAGAUCAGAUGCAAACAUUAUUUGGUUAUUUAGGAAAAAUUGAUGACAUCAGGCUUUACCCUACCAUCAGAGAUGUAUCAUGCCCUGUUCAAUCCCGAAUAUGUUACGUGAAAUAUUAUGAUUCGGCGACUGUCAAUGUCGCCCAACAUAUGACGAACACUGUAUUCAUCGACAGAGCACUGAUCGUUAUUCCAAUGCAAUCCGGGGAAAUACCAGAUGAGCACAAGGCAUUAGAGAUGUCGAACAAUGGUACGUUGGUGCCAGGCUUGAGCGGAGUGGAGCCGCGUCUCCCCACGCAUAUUUUAAAUGCUCUGGAGGGCAUGCCGCCUAACCAAGUAAUUCAAACACAUGACCCUAAAAUGAUUGCGGCAGGGCUUCCUCCCUAUCCACCACUGCCUGCUACUUAUGAUGCGAGGAAGAUUGAAGAAAUCAGAAGGACAGUGCUAGUGGCCGAUGUGGGAGCACUGACCCAGCAACAACUUAUUGACCAUUUUUGCCAAGCGAGCGAGGUGAAGUACCUCCGCUUCUGUGAGAGAGAUGUGGACUCUGUGAAGUAUGCUCUUGUGGAGAUGACUGAACAAGAGGGAGUGCUAGCUGCCCUGCAACUGAAUGGUUCCACUAUUGAAGGUCAAACAAUCAAGGUCCACCAUGCUACACAGUCUAUCUCAAAGCCUCAGACAAAGAGCAAUGAGGCUGCCCAGCGUGAGAUCGAGGAAGCCAUGUGCCGAGUGAAGGAGGCCCAGAACUUGAUCUCGGCUGCUAUCGAUCCUGUCAUUGGAUUACUCUCUAAAGACAAAAGAAGAAGCCGGUCUCGGUCCCGCUCGCGCCGCCGCUCGCGCUCUCGCUCGCGCCGCUCGCGCUCGCGCCACCGCUCCAAGCGCUCGCGCUCGCGCUCCCGACAUCGCUCCCGGCGGUCCCGCGAGCGACACCGACACCGCUCCAGAUCUCGUUCGCGUCACCGCAGCUCGCGUCGCUCGCGGUCGCGCUCCCGCCACCGCAGCUCGCGCUCCAAGCGAGAUCGUUCCAGAGACAAAGACAAGAAGGAGACCAACGAUAAAGACAAAAAGGACAAGUCUAAAUCCCCGCCCAAAGACAACGAAAAAGAGGAGAAACAAGAGCCUAAAUUAGAAAUACAAGAGAGUGAAACGAACGGAAAUGGCUCCGAAAACAAAUCCAAAGCUUCUUCCCCGGCGGACGAUAACAAAGAAGUGGAGAAGGAGAAGGAAAGGUCGCCGUCGAAGAAGAGGUCGCGGUCUCGUGAGAAGAAACGCGACCGCUCCCGGUCGCGGCGCCGCUCGCGCUCGCGGUCCAGGCGCAAACGUUCGCGGUCGCGGCGGCGCUCCCGCACUCGAGAUAGAAAGAGAUCACGCUCUAGAGAGAGAAAGAGAAGUAGGUCCAAGGAUCGCAAGCGCUCCCGUUCUCGCGACAGAAAGAGGUCUAGGUCCAGAGAUAGGAAACGUACUAGAUCUAGGGAUAGAAAGCGUUCGCGGUCUAGAGAUAGAAAGCGGUCUCGAUCAAGCAGCCGGCGGUCCAAGAGUCGCUCCCACAGGGACUCCAAGACGCCCCACGACCGGAGGACUCGUGAACGCAGCCCCAACCUUACUAUAAUAGAAGAAAAGGACACUUCCGUUAUCGACAAAGCUCCAGAUUUGAAUGAGGAGAAAAAUUCUCCGGACAACAUGGACAUUUCUAAUUCACCAUAAAUAUUGACAUUCGUUUCAGUGCAUUAGUAUCUUAUUUUUGGUCUACAAUCUUAGCAAUUAUUGUAUCUCAAUGAUGAGUUUUGGUUAAGCUUAACUUGAAUAAUAAAUAAAAUACUUAGAUAUAAUA